AUGAAGACGUUAUUCCUCUUGGGCUUUGUCGCCCUUCUCGCCAUUGGCGUCUACACUGAAGAGAAGAAAGAUGAAAAGAAAGAUACAAAGUACGGAACAAUCAUCGGUAUCGAUCUGGGAACCACAUACUCUUGUGUUGGAGUGUACAAAAACGGACGAGUGGAAAUCAUCGCGAAUGACCAAGGAAACCGUAUCACUCCAUCCUAUGUUGCGUUCGCAGCUGAUACUGGAGAACGUAUGAUUGGUGAUGCCGCCAAGAAUCAGUUGACUAUCAAUCCCGAAAACACAGUCUUCGAUGCGAAACGUUUGAUCGGAAGAGAUUACAAUGAUAAGACUGUUCAGCACGAUAUCCCAUUGUGGCCUUUCAAAAUUGUCGACAGUAACAACAAGCCUCAUGUUUCCCUGAAAGUAGGCAAAGACAAGAAGCAAUUCACUCCAGAAGAAAUUUCUGCCAUGGUGCUCGGAAAAAUGAAGGAAAUUGCUGAAUCCUAC
Cylicostephanus goldi is the source of this 492-nucleotide messenger RNA. NCBI's taxonomy places the organism in Eukaryota, Metazoa, Nematoda, Chromadorea, Rhabditida, Strongylidae. The record is from the annotation of a GenBank genome assembly.